This is a messenger RNA of Neopsephotus bourkii (Bourke's parrot), 2607 nucleotides long. RefSeq names its product glutamate ionotropic receptor NMDA type subunit 3B (gene GRIN3B). Gene Ontology annotation, molecular function: NMDA glutamate receptor activity; transmitter-gated monoatomic ion channel activity involved in regulation of postsynaptic membrane potential. Lineage: Eukaryota; Metazoa; Chordata; Aves; Psittaciformes; Psittacidae. Bases 1 to 2481 code for a protein of 826 amino acids. The transcript is spliced from 7 exons. The record is from RefSeq and is a predicted model, not a curated record. Gene Ontology annotation, biological process: modulation of chemical synaptic transmission; synaptic transmission, glutamatergic; monoatomic ion transport. Gene Ontology annotation, cellular component: postsynaptic membrane; plasma membrane.
AUGGCGGGGCUGCGGGCGCUGUGGCUACUGGCGGCACUGGGCGCUGCGGGGGGGCACCCGCAGCCCUGCCGCGUCCCGGGCCCCCCCCCUACCGGCCCCGUUGUGCGCCUCGGGGCGCUGCUGCCGCCCGGUUCCCCCCGCCGAGCCCGGCUCCGCGCAGCGCUGCUCAGAGCCGCCGGUACCGGUAGCAUCGGUGCCGGUGCCGGUGCCAGCCCCGGGGGGACGCCGCUGCCCUGGAACCUGAGCCUGGAGGUGGUAGCGGGCGGCCCGGCCGCGCGGGACCCGCACUCGCUGGUGCGGUGGCUCUGCGGGGCGCUGGCGGGGCGCGGCGUUGCCGCCGUCCUGGCGCUGCCCCGGUCCCGCAGGGAGCUGCUCCUGCUCGACUUCCUCGCCGCCGCCCUGCAGCUCCCCGUGCUCAGCAUCAGGGACACCCGCGGGCUCCUGCCCGGCCCAGCGCAGAGCCCCUUCCACUUCCACGUGGACCGGCAGAGCUCACUGGAGACACUGGUGGACGUGGUGGUGAGCAUCCUGCAGGCCAACGACUGGCAAGAGACCAACCUGGUCCUCUGCCACCCCUGGGACGUCUCCGGCUUCCUCAGCCUCUGGGCCCAUCGCUCCCAGCUCUUGCUCCGCACCAUCCUGGACCUCGGUUACCUGGAUGAGCCCAGAGCAUCCCGUUACCUCCAGCAGCACCGGGAGCACUUCAAGGCCCUCUCCAGCCCGGUGCUGAUGCUGGGCUGCGACCUGCAGCGCGCCCGGCUCAUCUUCCGCACGGCCGAGGAGUCGGGGCUGGUGCCGCAGGAGCUGCGCUGGGUGCUGGGGUCCCCGCUCAGCCCCGGUGAGCUGCACACCGAGGGGCUGCCCAUGGGGCUGCUGGCUUACGGGGAGCUCAACCCGCCGCCGCUGGAGCUCUUCGUGCAGGACGUGGUGGAGCUGGUGGCCCGCGCCGUCGGCAGCGCAUCCCGCACGUGGCCCGGUGCUGCUGUGCUGCACACCACGGGGAACUGCAGCAAUGGGAGCCCGGUGGGCGGCGAGGCCCCGGGGCUCAUCCUGUCCCGGUUCCUGUCCAACGCCUCCUUCCACGGGCACACGGGGCCGGUGCGGGUGCAGAGCUCGGUGCUGGUGCGGCCGGAGCAGCGCUUCCACGUGUGGCGCCUGCAGCGGGACCCACGGGGGACCCCGGCCUGGGGGACGGUGGGGUCGUGGCACCGGGGGAGGCUGGAGCUGGAGGAGGGUGCUCGGCAGAACCAGCGCCACGGCCCCGGUGAAGCAACGGCGGCGGCAGCGGGGAACCGGCGGCGGCUGCGCGUGGUGACGCUGGUGGAGCACCCGUUCGUGUUCACCAGGGAGGUGGAUGAGGAUGAGAGCUGCCCCGUUGGGCAGCUCUGCCUGGACCCCGGCACCAACGACUCGGCUGUGCUGGAUGCCCUCUUUGAGGAGCUGGGUGCCGGCAACGGCUCGGUGCCGCGGGCGUACAAGAAGUGCUGCUACGGGUACUGCAUCGACCUGCUGGAGAAGCUGGCGGAGGACCUGAGCUUUGCCUUUGAGCUCUACAUCGUGGGCGAUGGGAAGUACGGGGCCUGGAAGAACGGGCGCUGGACGGGGCUGGUGGGGGACCUGCUCAGCGGCACGGCCCACAUGGCCGUCACCUCCUUCAGCAUCAACUCAGCGCGGAGCAAAGUCAUCGACUUCACCAGCCCCUUCUUCUCCACCAGCCUGGGCAUCCUGGUGAGGACCAAGGACACGGCGUCGCCCAUCGGGGCCUUCAUGUGGCCUUUGCAUUGGACCAUGUGGGUGGGCAUCUUCGUGGCCCUGCACAUGACAGCCCUCUUCCUCACCCUAUACGAGUGGAAGAGCCCCUAUGGCAUGACCCCGCUCGGGCGCAACCGCAUGAAGAUCUUCUCCUACUCCUCAGCCCUCAACCUCUGCUACGCCAUCCUCUUUGGGCGCACCGUGUCCAGCAAGACCCCCAAGUGCUGCACCGGCCGCUUCCUCAUGAACCUUUGGGCCAUCUUCUGCCUCUUGGUGCUCUCCAGCUACACGGCCAACCUGGCCGCUGUCAUGGUGGGGGACAAGACCUUUGAGGAGCUCUCGGGCAUCCACGACCCAAAGCUGCAUCACCCCUCGCAGGGCUUCUGCUUCGGCACCGUGUGGGAGAGCAGCGCUGAGGAGUACAUCAAGAAGAGCUUCCCGGAGAUGCACGAGCACAUGCGGCGCCACAACGUCCCCAACACCCCCGCCGGCAUCACCAUGCUCAAGACGGAGCCCCCCAAGCUCAACGCCUUCAUCAUGGAUAAGUCGCUGCUGGACUACGAGGUCUCCAUUGACUCCGACUGCAAACUGCUCACCGUGGGGAAGCCCUUCGCCAUUGAAGGCUAUGGCAUCGGCCUCCCACAGAACUCACCGCUCACCUCCAACAUCUCCAAGCUCAUCAGCUGGUACAAGUCCUCCGGCUUCAUCGACCUCCUCCAUGACAAGUGACCCUGCAGAUGGGGAUCUACCACUUCUCCGGGCUCUUCGUGCUGCUCUGCAUCGGGCUCAGCACCUCGCUGCUCACCUCGCUGGGGGAACACGUCUUCUACCGCCUCGUCCUGCCCCGCAUCAAGC